Molecule: messenger RNA, 327 nt
Organism: Hyalella azteca
Lineage: Eukaryota; Metazoa; Arthropoda; Malacostraca; Amphipoda; Hyalellidae
Product: location of vulva defective 1
Source: RefSeq, a predicted model, not a curated record
ACAAUUCGUCUCUUCUCACCUGAAGAUCCUCGCAGUUUCCCACGUACUCAAGAUGAAGUUUGCAGUGGCAUUAUUGCUCUGCGCCUUCGUGGCAGCAGCGUCAGGCCAGUACGAAUGGUUCAGGGAAAUUCUUCCUCAGUAUUACUCCUCCUGCAGAGACGUUAAGAUUACCAGUGGACAAACCAUCUCAGUCAGCAGUCAAUCGCUAAAGUGCGUUAGAGCUCUUUGCAACGACAAUCCGGCGAAUACUUUGGACAUCACCUGUUCCUUCACGUAUCCCUGCUUCAACAACAGAAUUUUAAGCACUUGCACCGCGAAGAAAUCGCU